AUACAGAGAGAGAGAGAGAGAUGGCGGGGCAUCUAGUCCCCCUCGAUCGCGGUUUCUCCCCGAGCAGCGGUGGCGCUGCACCUCUCUUAAACUCGCUAUUCAUGUCCACAGUAAACAUGGCAGCGAAAACUCUUGUUGCGGUGGCCUCCGGUGGUAGUACCCCUGGGGAGCGGUGGAAGCCGUCGGACCACGCUCGCUAUGUACUCAUGCUUAUGGUGUGGUUCACAGUAUGGGUGCUCCGCAUCCUCAUGGACUGCCUUCCAUGCCCUUCUCUCCCUUCCUCCUCUUCUCUCCUACUCCAUGAUUGGCCUUUCCAGGGCCCGCUUGCACUUCUCGACCAUGCCGGGUCUGCCCGGAUCACAGAGCCCUCACCGAAGGCCCUAGAGCGAGCCCUCUCUCAAAUCUUCUCUCUCCUCAACGACAUUCCCGCCUCAUCAAGAAAAUACCAAUUUGCAUUGUCUAUGGUAGACAAAAUCGUAGAGGAAAAUGCACUUGUAGGAAGUGAGGCCCUUAGAGAAGUGAACCGUGUGGCUCUCUCAAGUGCUUUUUCUCGCACGUGUGCUCUUCUCCACUCUUCUCUCCAUGUAAAUCGACAAAGACAAGAAAGCACUGCCCCUUGGCCUUUUAAGCUCUUACAAACUCUUCCUCUUGGUUCAACAAUUGCAAUGUCACUAUGGAGCUUUUGUAGUUGUGUAGGGUCCUUCUUGAGCCCACAAAUUGGUGUAGGGCACAUACCUAGGCUCUCAACUGAUGGAGUUGGGGAGAAGGAAGGGGUGGGUGAUGAGGUUUUGGCAGAGAAGUUGGCCCAAGAGCUGUUGUGGAUCACAGAGAAAAUGAGGGCGUGCUCAGCUGCGGAGGACGCCGUGGUUCAGUGGAGCUUCGCGUCAGGAUUGGCCUCGAUUUCGAUCACCGCAAACCGGAGGGUGCAAGGUUCAAUUGUGAAGUUAUCAGCAAUCUUGAUAAGGGAGGUGGCAUCAAGGGAGAUUGAGACAUGUAGGCAGGUGAAGUUCAGGCUCUUGAUCCAAUGGCUUCCAUUGUUGUGCUAUGCUUCGAAUGGAGUUGCAUACCCCAUACUUUCAAGGACAGAGAGGAGAGAGGUGGAGAGAGCAAUAGAAGAGAUCAUAGAGAGCUUACCAGAUUGUGAUCAAGAGAUCAUCCUCUCUAAUUGGCUCCAAGACUUCACCUUUUGCUCUUCAGAUUGGCCCAAUCUUCAAUCCUCCUUUGAUAGAUGGUGCCAUUCCACUAGGAAGCUCAUUGCCUAGCUCCAACCCCUUCGUCUCCUCUCCAUUUGGAACUUGUUCAUGCAUGUAUAUCUUUUUUUUUCUUCUUUUUUUAUCUGUUUAUGGAGUUCUGUAUAUAUCCCUCUGGUUGAAUACACACCUUCAAAACAACAAAGGUGUUUUAUUUAGGGCUGGCAAUGGGCCGGGCCUACGAAAAAAGAUAAAGAAA
Messenger RNA from Amborella trichopoda, 1449 nucleotides. Its product is annotated as BTB/POZ domain protein. NCBI's taxonomy places the organism in Eukaryota, Viridiplantae, Streptophyta, Magnoliopsida, Amborellales, Amborellaceae. The record is from RefSeq and is a predicted model, not a curated record.